Molecule: messenger RNA, 13396 nt
Organism: Dermochelys coriacea (leatherback sea turtle)
Lineage: Eukaryota; Metazoa; Chordata; Testudines; Dermochelyidae
Gene: KCNB2
Product: potassium voltage-gated channel subfamily B member 2
Exons: 3
Coding region: 750-3497 (915 amino acids)
Biological process (GO): potassium ion transmembrane transport; protein homooligomerization
Cellular component (GO): membrane; voltage-gated potassium channel complex
Molecular function (GO): delayed rectifier potassium channel activity; protein binding
Source: RefSeq, a predicted model, not a curated record
UUAUGGCUGUGUGAGCGCGCGUUUCUCCUCCGGGUGUGUGUAUGCGUGCACCCUAGCUAGGAGCAGAGAGGGUGUGCAUGGGUGUACACCCUGGCUAAGGGGGAUGGAGCUCCUCAAGUGUGCAGUCCGGGUGUGUGCACACAGUGUGUGCCUGCGUGUGCCUCUGAUUGUCUCCACGGCUCACUCCAUGCUGUGCCGCGCUCCCGGCCCGCUGCUGUUGCCUCUACCCAGCGCACACAUCCGCAGACACACACCAACACCCACCACCAGCAGCAGCCACCACAUCACAUGCAAUCGGAGGGAGAUUACACUGGGGCGAGAGGAGCUUUUCCUUGUUUUCUCAGCCUGCAAUCCUAGCCGCUCGCUGCACUGAUUUUUUUGGAGGAUGGCUUUCCCUUUUCUUGUCCUCCCUGAGCCCCCUCCGCCCCGGGGGGGAUGGUGAUUUGGAGGAGUCAGGAAUACAGAGCAAAAAUCAGCAUCAGAAAAGAAGCCACCAAAACAAACCUCUCCCCUCUGCGCGGGGUUGUCAACAGAGCACUUGCAAAGGAAAUCGGAGCCCGGCCCCUGGAAGACCGAGGGAAUCCCUGAGCCUUUUGUGGUUCUCCAGCCCGUGUUUAUGCUGAACGUGGUGUGUUUGAAUAAGCUCCAGGAAUGGGGAGACCUGUCUAAAGAGGAUCCUGCUCGAAAAUUUGUAUUCUCCAAGCUCAUUCUUAUAAAGACUUUGGCUUCACAGUUGCGUCCGUUUCAGAAUGGCAGAGAACACUCCGCCAGAGAUGAACAGGAAGUCUUCAAGGUCUACCCUUUCCCUCCCACCAGAACCAGUGGAGAUCAUUAGGAGCAAAACUUGCUCAAGGAGAGUUAAAAUAAAUGUCGGCGGGCUCAAUCAUGAAGUUCUAUGGAGGACUUUGGACAGACUCCCAAGGACUCGAUUAGGAAAGCUCAGAGACUGCAAUACUCAUGAUUCUCUGCUGGAAGUGUGUGAUGACUAUAACCUGAAUGAGAAUGAAUAUUUCUUUGAUCGUCACCCAGGGGCUUUCACCUCCAUUUUGAAUUUCUACAGGACAGGGAAGCUACACAUGAUGGAAGAAAUGUGUGCUCUCUCUUUUGGCCAAGAGCUUGAUUUCUGGGGGAUUGAUGAGAUAUAUUUAGAAUCUUGCUGCCAGGCAAGGUAUCAUCAGAAGAAAGAACAAAUGAAUGAGGAACUGAGGAGAGAGGCAGAGACAAUGCGUGAGAGAGAAGGGGAAGAGUUUGAUAAUACUUGUUGCCCAGAUAAAAGGAAGAAACUUUGGGACUUGCUAGAGAAACCCAACUCAUCAGUGGCUGCAAAGAUUUUGGCCAUUGUAUCCAUUCUGUUCAUCGUUCUGUCAACCAUUGCUCUGUCUCUCAACACACUACCUGAGCUUCAAGAAAUAGAUGAAUUUGGACAACCAAAUGACAACCCCCAGUUAGCACAUGUUGAAGCUGUGUGUAUUGCUUGGUUUACUAUGGAGUACCUUCUGCGUUUCCUGUCCUCACCAAAUAAAUGGAAGUUCUUCAAAGGUCCAUUAAAUGUGAUUGAUUUACUGGCCAUUUUGCCAUAUUAUGUCACCAUUUUCCUCACAGAGUCCAACAAAAGUGUGCUGCAGUUCCAAAACGUCAGGCGUGUGGUUCAGAUAUUUCGUAUUAUGAGGAUACUAAGGAUCCUUAAACUUGCCAGGCAUUCAACAGGCCUUCAGUCUUUAGGUUUCACUCUCAGGCGGAGUUACAAUGAAUUGGGUUUGUUGAUAUUAUUUUUAGCAAUGGGAAUAAUGAUCUUUUCCAGCCUUGUGUUUUUUGCUGAAAAGGAUGAAGAUGCUACAAAGUUUACCAGUAUCCCUGCAUCGUUUUGGUGGGCUACCAUCACUAUGACCACUGUAGGAUAUGGUGACAUUUAUCCUAAGACUCUACUCGGAAAAAUAGUUGGAGGGCUGUGUUGCAUUGCUGGAGUGCUGGUAAUAGCCCUGCCCAUACCAAUCAUUGUGAAUAACUUCUCUGAGUUUUACAAGGAGCAAAAACGGCAGGAAAAGGCCAUUAAAAGAAGAGAGGCCCUUGAGCGAGCUAAAAGAAAUGGAAGCAUUGUCUCCAUGAACCUGAAAGAUGCUUUUGCACGCAGUAUGGAACUCAUUGAUGUAGCAGUGGACACACGAAAGCCCGGCAAUCCAGCCAAUUCAAAGGAUACACCUGAUGAUAAACACCUAUCUCCAAGCAGGUGGAAGUGGGCCAGAAGGACAAUGUCUGAAACAAGUUCAAAUAAGUCUUUUGAGAACAAAUAUCAGGAAGUUAGUCAGCAGGGCUCCCAUGAGCAAUUGAAUAAUGCUGCUGCUGCUUCUAGCCCACAACACCUGAGUGCUCAAAAACUAGAGAUGUUAUAUAAUGAAAUUACUAAAACUCAGUCUCAGCUUAAUCUUAAUGCUGGCUACCAAGAUCAGCCAGUAAAACCACCUGAGUAUGAGGAAGAAAUAGAAAUGGAAGAGGUUACUGGGCAGAGAGAUCAGUUGCCAGCUGGACAUACAGAUGUAAUAACAGACAUGAGAAGCACAUCUAGUAUUGAUAGCUUCACCAGUUGUGCAACUGACUUCACAGAAACAGAAAGGUCACCCCUUCCUCCUUACCUUGGCUCUCACCUGCAAAUGAGAUUCCCGAGUGACUCUGUUAAUCUAGAGGACAACCAAAGAACAAAGAGUUCUCAAUUUGUAUCACUCACAAGAGAGAAAACGUUUGCCCCUAGAGAUGUCACUUUUGACUAUAAGCCAAUUGACACUGCUGCAAACAAUGAUGGUUGUGGCUCCCAAACUGUCCUGCAUGGUCAUUUGCGUUUUGACAGUGCCAUGGAAAGCCCCAAAAGUUCUCUAAAAGGUAACAAUCCAUUAAAACCUAGAUCCCUUAAAGUUAACUUUAAGGAAAACAGAGGCAGUGCUCCACAAACUCCACCAAGCACUGUGAGGCCAUUGCCAGUAACAGCAGGAGCAGACUUUACACAGACUACAUCUCAGCAUAUUAGCACCAUUCUUUUAGAAGAGAAUUCACCCCAAGGUGAAAGACCCAUCAUGCUGGGUGCUGAUGCCUCGAUGCUUUGCCAGGGACCUCCUAAAGGAUCAUCCCCUCUAUUUCCCAAACAAAAGCUUUUCACUUUCCCUUCAAAGGAGAAGAGAAGCUUUACUGAAAUAGACACUGAAGAAGAAGAAGACUUCAUGGAGAUCACUGGUGUGAAACACGAAAAGCAGCAGGAUAUCAAAACAAAUUGCUUUGGGGACAAACACAAUGAUGGCACCAAUUUAACAGACAAGCCAAGAGUCAGCUCUUCUUCACCCAAAAGCAUGGGCCACAACUGUACUCAAGACAUUUACCAUGCUGGGAGUGAAGUAAAGAAGGGCAGUAACCAAGAAAGUUACAAAAUGGAAAACCAUUUAUUUGCCCCAGAAAUUCAUUCAAAUCCAGGAGAACCUGGUUAUUGUCCCACACGUGAAACCAGCAUGUGACUAGUCACAAAAGCAAUAAAAAAAACUCUUCUUAAAACCACAGUUACAAAUGCCUGUGAACUAAAACAUGGAAGCCUCAAAACAAAAACAAAAAAAAGUGCAUAAAAUUGUUAUUUUUGCAUGGCAUGAAGAGUUGUUUAGUUUACGUACUGUUUAAGCAAAGAAUUCCAAGAUUGCUUUUUGUAACAAACAAACAAAAGGGGAGAAAAAAAUGACUCAAGAACAGUGAGUAAAAUAAAGAGAGCUCUAUUAGGAGCCAGUGUUCUGCAAAGUCUGACAUUUUUGGUCCUUUCACUUUAUGAUUGUAGACAGAUUUUAAACUCUGAACUUUUUUUUUCUCUUGGUUACAAUGACUUUUAGAAUUUGCACGUGAAAGGAUUAAAAGUCAAUGCAUGCAUUCAUAAUGAUGUGAAACAAGGUGCUUUGAGCUUGCAAAAUGAAUAUAUUUGUAAAUAGUUUGGGGUUGGGGGGAGAGCUACUGUUUUCAAGGAUCUGUGGACAUCAAGUUUCCUGGGACACAGGUACUUCCUUCACAGCACAUUGCCUGGAGGAUUUGUACAGACUUAUGUUGCAAAAUUGCAACUUCUGCUUAAAGCAUCUCACAUAUCUUGCUUUCUGUUAAAAAGCUCAUGAGUAUAUCUGUUUAUUUAAGGGACUACAGUAUUUUUAGUUUAUCUGUGCUGUAAAUCAUUUUUUAUUUGCACAAACUUUGUUGUUGCAUUUGUAAUUUAAAUGAAGGAUUCUUGAGAAAAAGAAAAGAUUUAAUGACCAGAAUUGAAGCAUUUGAUAUUUUAUAUAAGCACUGCCAAAAUUUCCUAAUUUAUAACAAUGCCCCACCAUCAAAUAAGAAUACAAACCAUACAAUUAUUGCUGUGGCAAUAAAUAGGGCCAAAUGGCCAUCAAGAAUGAAACAGUUUAUAUCCAAGGACUUCUCACUCUCAAAACAAUUCUUUUCAAUUCUUACUUUUGCUGAAGAAUUUUUUUCUUUCUUUUGUUUUAUUUGAUGAUCUCCUGAGGGCCCUUUUUUUAGCAUUUUCCCCCUUUAACUUACAAUUCUCUUUUCUCUUUAACUUUGGUGCCCAUGUUCCAGCUGGAGGUCAGAGGAGCAGUUAUUUUGAAGGCUGUUGCCAUUGCCACUACAUGGAUCAACAGAAAAAAAGCAUUUAAUUAAAGGAAAAAUAUCAGCCAUCCCAUUCCCCCCAAUGCCAAAGCAUCUUUAUUUUUAGGGUGUACUUGAGCUCUGUCUCAGCCUUGGGAAAGAAAGAUGCUGAACCCAAACCUAGCUUAUAAUGCACCCAUGAAGCUCCUGCGUGAAUGAAGCUAUUCAUUUUUUCUUAUCAAGUACCAAUAUUACAUGUACUAAAGAACCAAUAAAUCUUUGUAAAUACAUGCUUCAUCUAGUAGAUUUUUUCAGUUCAUAAAUCCCCAUAUGUCUGAUGAAUAAGCAGAUUCACAAUAAUGUAAACUAGCCAAUAUUUUUCCUUGUGAAAAACAAAUAAUUUCAUUUUGAUAUUUUCCUCUGAUUACUUCAGAAAUAUAGAGCCUGAUUCCCUUCUUACUGACAGUGGUCUUGCUAUGGUGUGGGCCAGCUUCUUACCUGAGAUGAAGGAUUUUCCAGUGGUUAGGAAGGUAGUCUUGUACUUGAGAGACCCAGGUUCAAUACCUUGUUCUACUACAAACUUCCUGUGUGACUUUAGGCAAGUCACUUAGCCCCUCUGUAUCUCAGUUCCCCAUCUGUAAAAUGGGAAGAACAAUUCUCACAGGGGUAUUGUAAUAAAAAAUAUAUUAAAGCUUGUGAGGCUCUGACAUACUGUGGUAAUGGGAGCCAUAAAAGUGCUUGAGGUAGAGAGCUGGUAUAAAUCAGCAUAGGUCUCUUUAUUUCAGUGGAGCUUGGCCAAUUUACAGAAGCUGAGGAUCCAGCCGUGUGCUUUCAUUCACUUAACAGAGUUGCCCCUCUCCUAAGUGAGUGGGACAAUCCAGUCCAUGAUGUGCUUCUCUUAGAAGAGAGGACAUUUUUGUUACAAAGCUGCCUUCCCCAAAAGACUACAGAGCUGAUCAUGCAGAGCUUAUUCAGGUCUCACCCAUGUAAGGGCUGCAAGAUAGAACCCCAAAUACCUGUUCAAUUGGCUGGACCAAAUAAUAAGCACAGCAUAGUUCCUUGGUUUAAAAUAGAAAAAUCUUUAAUUUUUGGUCUUUUAAGGACAUUUUUUUUACCAAAAUGAGUCCAAGUGUUUCUUGUGUGAUUUGAAACCUUGGCAUACGAUGUCAUUUCUCCCAAUCAGUGUCUGGUCAUUAAUUCUCAAAAUAAAAAUGCACUUUCUCUACUUAGUUGCAGUCCAGGUAACCCUAUUGCUACAUAUAAUUUUACCUAUUUCUAUGGCACUCUGCUGAACACUUUUCAACCAUUUGUUUCACUGUUCCAAAAAUGAUCUCUUGAAUGUUUUCUAGUCGUGAAUCUUGUAUAUUUAUUUGUAUUGUUUACUGGUAGAUAUUUUCAAUGACUAAGACUAAAUGCCAGUCCAUUUUAUAUGCCUAAAGUGUUGGUCGGUCCAUAUUCUAUGUACAGUUUUAUGAAAUUACACAAUUCUAUUUGAUCUGCCUUUAGGUUCUAGCCAACGAAAUGAAAACCAGGUUUUGUCCAAAUGGAGCCCAGUCCUUUAGUCUUAACCUAGGGAAAACUCCCAUUCAAGUUAAUGACUCUGUUCAGGCAAAUCCUGAGGUCUGCGGUUCUGAUGCCACAAUGUUCUCCACACAGGUGGACCUCUGAACAUGGUCAGAACCCCUUUGAAGUUAGUGGCUUUCUGUACAGGAGCAGGAGUCUGACCAUGUGGCGCUCAUUGGAGCUUUAAUCCUUAAAUUUGCGCUGAGUUAAAUCAGUCCUUUAUCAAAGCCUAAUUCUGCUCCUAGUAAAGUCAUUGAGAACUCAGUGGGUGUAGAAUCAAGCCCUCAUGCCUUGUGCAGGCAAAUUCCCAUUGAAACCAAUGGGAGUUUGGCCAAAUAAGGACUGAAUAAAACCAAAGUAAGGACUUUGAGAUUUGGCCCCGAGUAAAGUCAGUGAGAGCUUUGACUGAGUAAAGAUCACAAGACCGGGCCCUCAUUAGCCAUCAUAUUUGAAACAUUUUCAAAGAAGCACAGAAGCUUGCAAUUGAACAGGCAAAGCCAAUGUAGUUCUCAUUAAUAACGGUCAUAGUAAUUUUAGAAAUCUUGAGGGAAGAAGGAUCAGGCUUUAGAAAUGUUUUUUUAUGAUAGUCUAGUUCACGUAGCACAGUGUUGAUCAUGCUGAAUUGUAUUUCCAGGAACACAGGCUUGCACAGUGGGCAUUUCCAGCCUAGCCUAGAAACAAGGGGCCCAAUCCUGAAUACCUAACUCAUGCAAAACUCCAAAUUAAAAUAUUGACCAGAGUAAAGGCUGCAGGACUGGGCCUGUCUCUUCCUCCAACAGAGAAUACAUCAGAAGCAUGGUCCUGGGUGAUUUGAUUCAGUAAAAUUAAUCCUUUUAAAAUUUUGCAAAACUACUUGACCUACAUUUUUUUCUGCUUUGCUGAGAUUUCUGAGCCAUUUCAGACCCAAUUCUGCUCCCAUUUGCCAUAUAUUACAAUAGAAGGAGAUCUUUUAGAGUUUUGGGGCCAGAUUCUAUACUAGUAUAAACAGAGCGACUCUGGUACUCUGGUUACUCCAGAUUUACAUGCACACCCGGGCAACUGAAACUGGAGUCUGGCUCUUGGCAUCCCUAGAACAUGAAGAUCAUUCAUUAAGAUGAUUUUGAAACAUAGGCAAAGAGUAUUUUUUACAUUUUUACACUGAUUUCAAAAUACUGAAUCAAAGUUGUAAUUCAUUUUCCAUGUUUUAGCCAAACUUACAUGUUUAAAAGAGAUUUACAUAUCAAUCAGAACAUUUUCUGAUUGUUUAAAUGACACUGUUCCAGAGGAGGGGCAGAAAGUAAUAUAUUGCACAAAAUGCAAAGUAAAUACAUAUGGCAAAUUAUGGUUAUAUGGGAAACAUAUGGUCUUAAGAAUAUAAUAUGGAGAAUAAAAUUAUUGCACUACACAAUUUGUGUAAAGCAACUACACCUUUUCAAUAAACACAAAAAGCCUUUUAAACUUCAUUUUAUAGAACGUGUGAACCCUUAUGCUGAUGCAGCAAUGUAAUGCACUGCAUUCUCAUUUCACAAUUGGGCUUAGAAGUCAAACAUUGCUAAAGUUAAAGAGGUGGUUUGCCAUCUGAUACAACACCAAAGCAACUGAGUUGAACAGCUAUUUAUUUCUACUGCCAUACUACAUAAGCAAAAAUAUGUAUCUAAAACCUUGUAUUUUUGUUUCAAAUCUUUAAAUCAAAGCAGUAAUUGGUUUCUUAAUUCCUAUUAACAAUAGAUAUCAUCUGGUUUCUUCUAGAUUAAAAACACUGGCAUGUUUUAAUGGUUGUUUUGUAUAAACAUGGAUCAGAAGCUUGUUUAAGAUUCUUUAUGUCUAUUGGAAAUUAUGUUUAUCCUGAAACUAAAUCCCAAAUAUAUAAGUGAAAAUAGAAAUAGAAAUAGAAAUUAAUUAUGUUUACAAGCAAAAUGAAUUAGAAAUGAGAGAAUUCUGAAUACAAUGUUUAGACUCUUUAAGAAUUUCAUGGAAUAUUGAAUUUAAACUAGUUUGAACUUUGAAGUUCUUGUGCUUGCAUAGUAGUUCAUUAACUGCUUAUGCUACUGCCUUUUUAAAAUAGCUUUGCCACAAGGGCUCAGUUCUGUUGUCAUUAUCAGGUCAAACUGCAAGCAAAGUCAAUGGGGAAAGUUGCAGGUUGGCCUGAUAGAGGCUCCCACCCUAAUUGAUUACAUGUUUAUUUUCACUAAUGCACAAUCUUGGCUUUGAUGGCAAUGAAAAGAUUUGAUUGUGUAAAACAUUGUAAAUGAAACAAUGGCAGAAAGAGGCUGUCUUACAGUAGCCAGCCCAAGUCCAUCAGGAAGUGAAAAUGCAAUAAAGGAGAAGAAAGGCAAAGAAACUGUAAGUCAACAAGGCAUGUUGUCAAUUAAAAAAAAAUAUAUCUGUUGGUCUUAUACAUAUAUAAUGAGAAAAUAUGGAUAUGAAAUAUAGCAUUAAGGCUCUAAUUCUGACCCUAACUCUCCUACAGUGCUUGUACAGCAGUUCCUAUGGUUCUUCAUUGAGAGUCUCAAAACAGUGAAUUAUGUCUCCAUCUACCUGGUCUGUCUACCUGGGCAUUUACACCAUGCUUAUUAUAAUAUUUGAACACUUUUCUGAAAAAUAAACUCACAGUAAAGUCGCUUUGGUUCUCCUCCCAUUACCCCCAAAUGGCAGAUACGGCUGUGCAAAUAUAUAGAGAAAUUCAUUAUUAUUUAUUUAUUAAGGAAAUUUACCAUGAAGGGUGAAGUCUUGCAUUUUGUCUUGUGAACAGGAAGAUUCAUGCUCAGUGUAAUCUCUCAUAGAAGAGAGUUAAAUUUCAUCCUCUAUUGGUGAACCACUGUAAUGAUGAACCACUAUAGUGUCCAGAACACUGGGAUACUUGCCACACUUUGAACCGGACAGAGCUCUUUCAAAGCUGUUGCCCUCAUUUCCUGUUAACACAUGCAUUGUAGCAGUCGAGCAGUAUAUAACUAUGGCAAAAUCAGCAUACAGUAGGCUGGGGCAAAGGGAUAAAUAGAGGCUGGUGUUUCUGAAAGGCUUUAAUUGCUAUUUGUGCAUAUCGGAGCAGUAAAAAUGCCAGGAUGAUUCCAAGGCUAUUGAUUGUUUAUAAGAUUGGUGCUGGUAGAUCCACUCACCUGAGGCUGAUGUGCAGGUUUUGGGUAGAUUUUCAAAGAGACUUGCUUUCCCACUGAAGCAAUGAGCUUAAAUUGCAGCAAGGACGAUUUAGGUUGGACAUUAGGAAAAACUUCCUAAGUAUCAAAGUGGUUAAGCACUGGAAUAAACUGCCUAGGGAGGUUGUGGAAUCUCCAUCAUUGGGAAUUUUUAAGAGCAGGUUGGACAAACAGCUGUCAGGGAUGGUCUAGAUAAUACUUAGUCCUGCCUUGAGUGCCUGGGACUGGACUAGAUGACCUCUUGAGGUCCCUUCCAAUUCUAUGAUUCCAUGAUUUCGUUUCCUCAGAGGUUAGCUUCAGAUAGCAGCUUUUCAUCCUGACAUUAAUCUCUUUUAGGUGCAGGGUAAAUAGGAGGUGGCAUUGUUAUCAUUUGAUCUGAGGGACAAGCAGUGCUGGAUGCCAUCUCUAGCUAUUGGUAUUUGAGGCUAUAUGUCACACGCUCUCCCCAAACAGUUUUACAUACAUUUUGAAUAAGAUAGGCGAGUCUCGCAACACUGCCCAAGUGAGGCCUGUGGCAGCAAAGAUACAGUUUCCCAUCACCACCCUCUAUGUUCAUUCUAAGAAGCUCAGUGGAUUUGCUCAUCCGUAACAGGUCUUUCUGGCAUACUAGAAGCAAUUUUUAGUUGACUGUUGAAAGUUAUUGAGAAAUCAUGCAGCAUAAGUAUGGAUGUUUGUCCCUUGUCCAUGGACUAGAGGAAAUCAUCAACCUAAGCCAUCUCAGUACAGUGUAUGGUCUAAACCCUAGUUGAAAAGGAUCUAGGAUUCUAAUGCAGGUCAAAUGUUCUUGGAGGUGACUCUUUCCCAGCUUCUUCAUCACUUUGCUUAGGGAACAGAGAUUAGAUACUAGGCGAAGUUGGUAAUACUGGUUGCAUCGCAUGAUGGCUUCUUGAACACUGAUCUCAGCCCAAAGAACAUGGUUAUACCAUAUGAGAUGUAAUACUAGUACAAAGGGGUGAGUCAAGGGUGGAGUAACAGACAUGUCUGUGUGUUUCCUCUGCUGGGAGUGUAAAUAAUACCUUUGGGAAAUGACCCACUGAUUUAAGCAAGAUUACCCAUUAGCUUCAAUGAGGAUUUCUUCUAAAACAUCAGUGGUACCAUAUGGCCCUUUAUUAUUACUUUAAUGAUUAUUUUGGUAUUUAAUUUCCUUUAUGAGGGCUAAUUGAGGACCAUGCUGAUCCCUUUGUAGAGUUGGGGACUAACACACCAAUGAAUACUGAUCUUCUUAAUUAAAAUUUUCCAGAGAACACAAUACUAAUUAGUUCACCUAAUUCAAAAUAAACAUUAUGCUGCCCAAACCUGCUAAUUAAAUUUAAUAGUGAUGUUUCAUCACUCUAAGCAUUGUCUGUACUCUUACGGUUAAUGUAAACACUCAUAAAAUCUCUGGCUGAACAAAAGAGUGGUCUGGGCUAUUAAUUUCAUUGGGCUAAAUUUUACCCUCAAGUAACACUUAGAUCCUCCAUUAACUUCAAUGGAAGACACACAGUAAUCAGAAGGAAGACCAAGGCUCAGCAUGAACACUAAAACAAAAUGAGUAUCCUAAAUUACAGUGUCUUCAAAGGACACUUGUAUAUCUACGCUGCAAUUAAACACCUGAGGCUGGCCCAUGUCAGCUGACUUGAGCUCAUGGGGUUCAGGCGGUGGAGCUGUAAAACUGUGGUGUAGACAUCUGGGCUCUGGGACCCUGCCCCCUCAUAGGAUCAUAGAAUCAUAGAAGAUUAGGAUUGGAAGAGACCUCAGGAGGUCAUCUAGUCCAACCCCCUACUCAAAGCAGGACCAGUCUCCAACUAAAUCAUCCCAGCCAGGGCUUUGUAAAACUGGGCCUUAAAAUCUCUAAGGAUGGAGAUUCCACCACCUUCCUAGGUAACCCAUUCCAGUGCUUCACCACCCUCCUAGUGAAAUAGCUUUUCCUAAUAUUCAACCUACCUCCCCCACUGCAACUUGAAACAAUUGCUCCUUGUUCUGUCAUCUGCCAUCAAUGAGAACAGGCUAGCUCCAUCCUCUUUGGAACCCCCCUUCAGGUAGUUGAAGGCUGGUAUAAAAUCCUCCCUCACUCUUCUCUUCCUGGGCUCCUGCUCAAGCCCAAACGUCUACUGCAGUUUUACAGCCCAGCAGCCCAAGCCCUGCCAGUCCAAAUCAACUGACACAGGCCAGCCACAAAUGUUUAAUUGCAGUAUAGACACUGAAGACAGUCUUACCGCUCUAUCUGGAAAGAUAUCUGAAUACCAACCAUCACUUUUCAGGGAUAUAGCCAAUCCUGCAGUCCUUCACUGGUCCUGCACCUCUUACUCAUGCAAAUUGCACAAUUUGAAAUCAGUGGGACUACUUGUGGGUAAGAAAAGCUGGAUUUGACCAUUUGCGAAAGUGAAAUUCUCACCACCUGCAUUCCUAGUUAUUCCAAGUGAAGCGAACUGAGGAAGCCCAUGUAGCUAAUGGUUUGAUCAUGUGACAGUCGAUAUUGGUACUUCAGGCCUGAUUCUCCAGUACUUUGCACCUUCAGUAGUCAUUUACCCAUGCAAACUGAGUGCGAAAUGUUACCGAGUUGGUAUGGUAGGUUAGUGGUGGAGCUAAUGGAGUGGGCAGGUGACUGCAUCCUGGGGUGGCUAUACAUUUAGCAUGUAACCUCCUUGUCUUCAUUAGACUAACUUUUCGUUUACACUGAUGUGAAUGAGAGCAGACUCAGGCCUGAGGUGCAUUACACCUACUUUUCACAAGUAUAAACGGCUACACAAAGUGGUGGAGAAUCAGGCCCUUGGACUGUAUAUUUUUGCCCAUCUGAAAUGUAGCAAAAAAUGACAUUUACUUUUGUACAAUUACAAAGGGAAGUACAUGUAUUUUAUACUGAUACUUGAGCUAGAAGUUCAGAAAACAAAAUAUGUUGGCCCCAGAUCCUCAAAAAUAUUUAGGCCCAAUGGGAGUUAGGUGCAGUCUCUAGGAAGGAAGCCAAUGGGAGUUUUGCCUGUGUAAAACUGAAGAAUUGGGCAACUUAUUGUGACUUUAGGCAAACCAAACAGUUUCUAUCACAUGUUGCAAAAUGGAAAAAUAAAAAAGGCUGUUGUGGGACAAUCAAGGGCACGUUUGGUAGGGGCAGAGUUUUGGAUUUAUACCUUUGUAUUUUCAAAGAGUUAUGCAGAGUUUUAGCCAUCUAACUCCUGUUAAAGUUAAGGGGUGUCAUGCACAUAAAAUGAAACAUUUAAGGAUUAGUGUACAAAGAAGUUGAGAGUUGACUACAUAACCUAUUAUUUUAAGAUCAUUGCAAAUAUAAACUAAAAUAUGUAUUAUUUCAUCUUUAUAAGUUAUUUAUUGUAUUAGGUACAGGAACAUGUACUAUAAAUAGUUUUACUGAGUUUAAUGAAUUUUAUUUUGUAUUCUUUUGUGAAUGGUCUGAAUGCUGCAGAAAAAAAAAAGCACAACUGUAUUUUUUCAAGUUCUCUCAGCACAAUAGUAAUGUCCUCACCUUGUUCCAUUUUACAGGAUUAGCAGCAUUUCAUUGUAAAACGCUCUGUUAGCAACAUAUCUCUUUCUUUACAAAAAACCGUCACUAGACGAGAAAGACAUCAUGUGAUAUGUCUUGUCUAACCUCAAUCAUCUGCCUUUACAAAAUGCCCAAGACUUGUGGGAGAAUUUGCUGCUUUUGCUUCACAUGUUGCUUGUCUUGGGGUGCAGUUGGGAAUUAUAACAUAGGGCAUUUUGCAAUGGUAAUUGCAUCAAACAUGCUUUGUUUCAUUAUUAUUAUAUUUACUAGAAAUAUUUUGAUUUCAUUUCUUUCGCAGACAAUACCAUUUAAUAAUAGUUUACUUUUUUCAGCUCCCCACCUUACGUCAUUAGUAUAAUAACUUCUCACAUUUAAUGGUAUUUGUAUCAAUGUCUCCAUAUCAGCUGCAUUUUAACCUCAUAAAAAAGAAAAUGUGAUUUUUUUUGUUGCUAUACUAGAUUUUGCUAAUCAACUAAAUAUUUCUGAACCAAUCAACAUAUUAAUAUGCAUGUGGUAGUCUGUACAAUUGUUCAACAUCAAAAUACCUGUUUGAUUUAUGUCAAAUGUCUGUAAAAUGAAUGGCAUUGUUCUCCAUUUCAGUCUGACAGAAUAAGCAGGCUAGUAAAUAAAUGUG